This is a messenger RNA of Striga hermonthica, 612 nucleotides long. NCBI's taxonomy places the organism in Eukaryota, Viridiplantae, Streptophyta, Magnoliopsida, Lamiales, Orobanchaceae. The record is from the annotation of a GenBank genome assembly.
AUGCAAUCUUUAGUAGCUUCCAAAUUCUUACAACGCCAAAUCCUCACUCACAACAAGAACAAAAGUAGCCAAAUAUUCGAAAACAUCGUAAUAAAAAAACCUAAUUCGUGCGAUGUUUUCAUCAACCAUCGAGGAACUGACACGAAACGGUCCUUCGCCUCAUUGCUUUACGACCAUCUUUUUCAUCUCAAGAUUCGCCCGUUUUUGGACAACAAGACUAUGAAGCCGGGCGACAAGUUGUUCGAAAAGAUCGACACCGCAAUUAGGAGUUGCAAAAUCGGCGUAGCCAUUUUCUCCCCGCGUUAUUGCGAGUCGUACUUUUGCCUUCACGAGCUCGCGCUCAUGACCGAGUUGAGGAAAAAAGUGAUCCCCGUCUUUUGCGACGUUAGGCCGGCCGAGCUUAGGGUUUUGGAUAAUGGGAAAAUGAGUAAGGAAGAGUUUGAAAGGUUUAGUUUGGCCUUGGAGGAGGCUAAGUACACCAUGGGACUUGUGUUUAACUCUCAAAAGGGGAACUGGUCAGACAUAGUGAGAGACGCAGCUGAUAUCGUGAUAGAGAGCCUGGAAGAGAUUCAUGAGGAUAAAGAAGAAGAAGAAGAAAUAAUUCUAUUCUAA